Schistocerca americana (American grasshopper) is the source of this 617-nucleotide messenger RNA. Its product is annotated as ankyrin repeat domain-containing protein 6-like. Gene Ontology annotation, molecular function: protein binding. The record is from RefSeq and is a predicted model, not a curated record. The transcript is spliced from 2 exons. Bases 1 to 615 code for a protein of 204 amino acids. Lineage: Eukaryota; Metazoa; Arthropoda; Insecta; Orthoptera; Acrididae.
AUGGCGACGGCGAAUGAAGCUGAGGAUACCGCGGCCGGGGAGAUCCGUGGCCCACUGCAGCCGGGGGAUGGCGCCGUGGCGGCGCUGUCGGCUGCCGAGGCACGGCCAGCGGCGCGUCCACCUCCAGGAAUAGGGAGCCUUUCUGAACAAGAGGGCGACAGCAGGCUGAUCCAGGCAGCUCAGCUGGGGGCGCUGGAGCAGUUACGCCUGUUGAUGGCGGCAGGGGCGGACGUCAGGAUGAGGGACGCGUCCAGGCAGACUGCCCUACAUUGGGCAGUAGACAAGGGACACCUGCAGGUGGCGAGGUGUUUGUUGGAGGGCGGGGCCGAGGCUGACGCCAGGGACAGUGGGCAGAGCACACCCGUGCAUGUGGCUGCACUGUACGGCCACACGGCUCUCGUGCAGCUACUGCUGGAGUGGAAAGCCGACCCCAACGCCAGGAACGAGUUGGAGAGGACACCUCUGCACUCUGUGGCAGUCUUUAGCCACGAAGAGUCGGCAGCUGCACUGCUCGAGGCAGGGGCCGACAGAGAGGUCAGCGACGGAGGUGGGAACACCCCUCUGCAACUCGCCAGCCUGUACAACCAGCAGAAACUCGCUCAGAUGCUAACAUAACA